This is a messenger RNA of Sabethes cyaneus, 1432 nucleotides long. RefSeq names its product mitochondrial outer membrane protein SLC25A46 (gene Slc25A46a). Gene Ontology annotation, cellular component: mitochondrial outer membrane. The coding region runs from base 87 to 1388 and encodes 433 amino acids. Lineage: Eukaryota; Metazoa; Arthropoda; Insecta; Diptera; Culicidae. Gene Ontology annotation, biological process: mitochondrial membrane fission; mitochondrial fission. The record is from RefSeq and is a predicted model, not a curated record. The transcript is spliced from 6 exons.
UGUUCUAACGAAACGCCAGAAAUACUGUAAAAAUAGUGAAAAUUAUCUUAGAAACUAGUAAAUUGUUGUAUAAUUAAGCAUAAUCUAUGCAUAGGGAAAUGGCUGGAUUGGAGGAAUACGAAAGAUAUUUGGAGGAUGAUGAAGAUCAAUUAGAUAAUUUAUCGCGGUUCCAUCCAACCCUAAAAUCACCAGUUGAAACAGCACACUACCAGUUUAUAAAUUCUGAGCGAGACCUCACACUACCACUUCAAAAGCAUAAAAAUGCUCAACCAAUAUACGAGAGUCCAGAGGAUGAUAUUUCACUAAAAAAGUACCUUGGAGCUAGUGUAAAUCUGAUUAGUUUGAUUACUGAAAAUCUGCUGUGUCAUCCAUUCUUGGUACUUCGGCGCCAAUGCCAAGUGCACCACAGUUCUUUAAAAUACCACAUUGUACCGCUGACGCUGGUGCCGGUAAUCGUACAUCUUCACCAGCGGCAAGGUGUCACAACGUUAUGGAAAGGCAUUGGAAGUAUUUUGCUAGUUCGUGGCAUGACACUGGCUGUUGAAGAUGUAAUAUCAAAGUUUACACCGUGGCCUAAGGAAGUUAACUCUAAAACCACUGCUAAACAAUUUGGACAACAUUUGUUACUUAAAUGCAUUAGCUUGGCUAGUAUUGUACCAUUUUAUUCGGCAUCACUUGUGGAAACCGUGCAAAGUGACAUUGCGAGUGAAAAACCAGGAAUUUUCGACGUUUUCCGAGAGGGUGCUAGUCGAUUGCUAUCGUGGAGUGUGCCGCAAAAAGGUCGCAUGUUACCCAUAUGGGCUCUGGUUGGUCCAAGCAUUUCAUUAGGGAUAUCUAAGUAUAUUUGCCAAUUAUUCGUGCGAGGUAUAUCCACACGCAUCAUGUGCCGUCGAGUUAUCUUUUUUGAUAAGAAGCGAGGCGCACGACAUCGUGAUUUUGCAGCCCAAAGUCAAGUUAUUGAGGUAUACUCAACAAUGAUUUCAUUAAUGACGACAGAGAUUAUAUUCUACCCAUUUGAAACCAUUCUGCAUCGAAUUCAACUGCAAGGAACUCGUACAAUCAUCGAUAAUUUGGAUACCGGAUACUCUGUUGUUCCAAUACUAACUAGUUAUGAAGGUGUUGUAGAUUGUUAUCGCCAAACUGUUUCUACCGAAGGUGUGUCCGGAUUGUACAAAGGCUUUGGUGCGAUGCUACUGCAGUUUGCGGCACACGUUGCCGUAAUUAAGCUCGGAAAGUGGAUAAUUACACAGAUAUCCGAAGUGAUGUCAAACAAACCUCCACCGAAAGUGGCAGAGUUCUAUAAUCUGGACGCUAAAAAUUCUGUUGGUUCUGUCAGUGUUUCAAGAAGCAUUAGUGGAAUAAGUUCUCUGAGUGAUGAACUGUCUUAGUUAUCUUAAAAUUUCUGUUUCGCUAAUCACCAAAAAAUAUUGUU